AUGGCACGGGGAGUACCCGGCGACGCCGCGGGAAGUAGCGCCGCCGCCGAGCGGGGGAGUGGGGCAGCCGCGCCGCCGCGGUCUGCAACGUGGCAGCGGGUGCGGAGGGCCGGGCAGGGGGCGGCGGCGCACGCGCUACUUCUCUGCUUCACCGCGCUCCUCGCGCUCAAGCUCGACGGCGUCCUCUCGCUCUCCUGGUGGGUGCUUUUCAUCCCUGUAUGGUUGUUCCAUGCUGUCGCUGCUCGAUGUCUAUUCUCGUUACCGGCUCCAUCAUCGCCUGAAAGUUGUCAACGGGUUCCAUUCCAUUCCAUUGUGGCAACACCAUUGCUAGUUGCUUUUGAGCUGCUUCUCUGUGUUUAUCUGGAAGGCCUCAACCACAAUGGUCAUGUGGAACCUUUCAUAGAUUUAAAGCUUGUGUUUCUUCCCCUCUUGGCUUUAGAAAUCAUUACACUGGUUGACAACUUCAGGAUGUGUGGUGCUUUAAUGCCUGGACAUGGAGAAACUAUAACCGACGAAGCAAUUUGGGAGAGGCUUCCUUACUUCUGGGUUGCAAUUUCCAUGGUAUUUCUACUUGCGGCUACUUCACUCAUGCUUCUGAAGUUAUGUGGUGAUGCAGUUACUCUGGGGUGGUGGGAUUUAUUAAUUAAUUUUGGGAUUUCCCAGUGCUUUGCUUUUCUAGCAUGCACAAGAUGGUCAAAUCCAAUGGACAUUGGAGGUCCUGUAUUGAUAAUUCCUAUAGUAGUUUUUCAAGUUCUUCUUUGUAUGCGCUUAGAGGGCACUCCAUCUAAUGCACGUUUUAUCCCAAUUCGAGCUAUUUUUCUACCCAUAAUUUUGCUGCAAGUGGCUGCUGUAUCUUUUGCUGUUUGGAGAUUCUUCAACAGGCUUCUUACUAAACUUAAAGAUGGAACUAUCAGUCAAGCAAAUAUUUCUGUGUCCUCCAAAGUUGAUGAGCUAUUUAUGAUGAUACAAUAUGGUUCAAGGCUCCUUCACUGGUGGUCUAUUGAUGAAGAUAGCAAAGAGGAACAGGCUCACUUAUGCUAUGCAAAUAAUAUUGGCUAUAGUACUUUUUGCAGUUAUCCACCAGAGGUGGUAAAAGAGAUGCCAAAGGAAGUUCUUGUCAAAGAGGUACAGAGACUUCAACUGGCCUUGGAAGAGCAAACUGAAAUGGCAAAUCAUAGCCAACAGCAGUGUGAUAGGCUAAGAAAUGAAAGGAUCUUGUGUCGAAUUUGCUUUGAAAGAGACAUAUGCAUUGUUAUGCUUCCCUGCCGCCAUCAUGUUCUCUGCGAGCCCUGCUCUAACAAGUGUCAGUCAUGCCCAAUUUGCCGAUUGACCGUUGAGAGCAGGUUAUCUGUUUAUGAUGCAGUGAUGUCAGCCAAUCCAUUAUGUGACGCAGUUUAA
This is a messenger RNA of Miscanthus lutarioriparius, 1398 nucleotides long. NCBI's taxonomy places the organism in Eukaryota, Viridiplantae, Streptophyta, Magnoliopsida, Poales, Poaceae. The record is from the annotation of a GenBank genome assembly.